AUGCCACUCUCAUUUGGCGGCGGCGGAGGAGGCGGCGGCCACGCCUCGACGAGCAUCUCGGCCACGCGCCAAGACGCUGCUGCCCACGCUGCAGCCUCGGGCCGCAAGUCGCCCGAUCCCUUCAAGCGCUUCAGGCGCAACUCGGUCGGCAACCUUCUCUCCUCGUCAUCCUCGUCGGCCUCGGUCUCGUCGGCCGCCGCCGCAUCACAGGCCCCCAGGUCGCCUCCGCCUGCCCCACCACCAAAACCCUCUUCCCUGACCAAACCCUCGUUCGCCCGCGCCCGCAAGGCCAAACCUGCCAGCCUCUCGCUCCUCGGCACGCACAAUGCCGCCAACCCCUCCCAUCGCUCCCCCGGUGCCUUUGCACCCUCGGCCUUCGGUGAGCUAGACGGUCAGUCAGGCUCCUAUUCCAACCCUCCCUCGUCUUCGGCCUCGGCCUCGGCAGGCGCCAGGCUGCAGGCCCACAAGCAAGCCUCGCCGCCGCGCAGGGGCACGCAGGCGUGGUACCAGGCACAGCAGAAGACCGUCGACCUCCGUCCGGCCAGUCCGGCCCCGCACAACCAGCCCUUGCUUUCCAUCUCGGCCGCCUCGCCAGGGUUUAUCGUGCCUGGCUUCGACAGCGGCAACCGGAGCAAUGGCAGCGGCGUCGACUCGAGGAGGACUUUUGCCGAUGAGCAGGAGAUGAUGGCCGCAGGCGUGCAGAUCAUCCGGCGGAGAGACCACGAGGACGACCGGCUCGCCCUUCCUUCGGGCAGCCCGCAGCCACCGUCGGUGCUGCCCUCGUGGCGCCGCGACAACCCCCACCUCGGUCCCGACUAUGUCGAGACGAUCAGCGGCGGCGGCGGCGGCGGCUCGGCGGCGGCUUCGGUCAAUGGCGGCGAAUCGUCGGUCGAAGGCUCGGCCAACGAGUACCUUUCGGCCGCCUCGUCGACGCAGAGCCACCAAGGCCCAAGCAUGGGCAGGAGCUCGAUGGACCAGUACCGGUCGCCCCACGACUACGGCGGGGCCCAGCUCGGCAGCGGGCCUCCGUCCAGCUCGUACCACCCGCCUCGGCCAGCGACGUCGAUGUCGUUCCGCCAGCACGACGACUCCUCCAACACCUCGCUGCCCUCGUUUUACAGCAGUCACGACGUGCCUUCGCCGCGCGAUGCGACGAGCCGUCGAGGCGGCUACCUCAGCCCAGCGCCCGGCACCUCUGCCCAUCCGUUCCUCAACAAGCACGCCGCCACCAUGGGCAAGUCGUCGGCGGCCUCGAGCAGCGGCACCACGGCCCGCCACGGCCUCGCCAACUACUUUGGUGCCUCGGCGGCGACCUCGCAGCCGCCCAGCUCGGGACGCGAUGCCUUUGAAGCGGCGCUCGGCCCGCCCGAGAAGCCGGCCAAGCUAAAGCCGGGCGUUCUGCAGGCCUUUCGUCAGGACGCAGGCCUCGGAGGAUACGGGUACCCGCCGCCCCAUUCGGCCGUGCCGAUCGUCUCGGCGCGGCCUGACGAGGGUUGCGAGGCCCAAGUGCCAUACGCCAGCAUGCCGCGCACCGACAGCUGGUCCGUUGACAAUCUCGUUCCGACGGGCGCGAUGGGCUCGACCGGGUUCGGCCCGCUCCGGGCAUCGUCGUCGACACCGCUGCCGCCGCCCCGCCGGACGAACGGCGCCGCUGCUGCCAGCGCGGGCAGGACGAGGCCACCUGGCGGCACGAGCAGCAUCGAGGAAGCGUGGGGCUCGAGCCGCGGGCUGGCCUCGCACGGUGGCGUGGCCAAUGCGCUCGGUCAGGUCGGGCAGCUCGGCGCCGCCGUCGGACGGAGAGGCUGGGACUUCAUGCGGACGUUCAACACCGGCGGCGGCGGCGGCGCCCACGGCGCUUCGAUGACACCCAAGAGUGCGAUACCGGUGCGAGCCGACAAGGCUGGGCGUUCUGGCGCACGGCUCGACCAGGCUCAGAGCGAGAAUGCCGCCACGCGCCGCUGGCUGGCGGUGCUGCAGGAGGGCAGCAGUGAGGUAGGGCGCCCUGGCGGCAGUCGACGGCCGCCCACAGCGACUCAGGCGCCGCCGCCCCCGAUGUCGGGCGCGCGCAGUGCCGGUGCUGGUGCCGGGUCGGGAGGAUACCUGUUCGGCGUGCCGCUGCGUGAAGCCGUGCAGCGGACAAGGCUGAUCGACUCCUCGGACGAUCUGGGCGCCCACGCGCGGACGCCGUCCGGCACGCGGCUCUCGAUUCCGGACCUGGGCACCGACUUCAGUGUCAACAUGAACUUUCUCGACGAUCCGCCGCUGGCCUCGUCUCGGAGGGCAUCCCGCAACCGGCAGAGCGUGCCCGGCAAGACGCCGGCGACCAGGGACGAGGCGCGCGCCCUGUACCUGCCAGGCAUCGUCGUGCGUUGCAUCGAGAGCCUCGAGCGAUGGGGUCCGCAGGAGGAGGGCAUCUACCGGCUGAGCGGGCGCAGCAGCCACACGGCCAAGCUGCGGGCGCUCUUUGACGACCAGAGGGCCGACCUCUGCCUCGAGCAGAUCAGUCCGGCCGAUCUCGACAUCAAUAGCGUCUGCAGCAUCCUCAAGACGUACCUGCGCGAGCUGCCCGACAGCCUGAUCCCGUCCGAGGCGGCUGCCUCGUUUGAUCGCGCGGCUUCUCUGCUGCUCGGCUCUGCCAACGCCUCGGCCGCGACGGGUGCGGCGGGUGCGGCCGCCUCGCGCUCCCCGCCCAGAUCGAUCCCGUCAAGGGAGGCCGCCACCGCCGGCGUCACGAGCGAGUCGGUCUCGAAGCACCUGGUGCCCGUCAUUGGCUCGAUUCCCUGCGUGAACUGGUACCUCCUGCGAGAGCUGUGCGAGCACCUCGGCUGGCUGUCGGAUCCCAAGAUCGUCGCCAGCACAAAGAUGCCCUUGAGCAACCUGUGCCUCGUCUUGGCGCCCACGCUGUCGCUCUCGGUCGUGAUGCUCAAGCUCAUCGUCGAGUACCGCGCCGACAUCUUCAUUGCCCCUGGGCCGGCCCCGGAUCCUGCACUGGAUGGCGACGUCAAGCCCAAGCCCCCUUUGCCCGAGCGCCCUGCCCAUCUCAGGCGCAACGUUGACGCGGCCGCCGCUUCUCGACCAAUCGUGAGCGAUGCCGCGCUUGCCUCGCCUACGAGCCAGGAUGCAAAGCCAAAGGCGCAGCCCGAGACCCCGAGCAAGCUGCCGCAGCGCAUUCGCAAGAGGUCGUCGACCGCCAGCAUCGCCAGCCUACUCAGCGGCGGCGUGCUGAGGUCCGACCGCAAGAACCCGGCACCUGCCGAGGCCUCGCCGACCACGACGCCCUCGUCCAUCCGGCCGAGCUGGGUACGGGGCCAUCAGAGCAAGGCGUCGAUCGCGAGCUCGGCUGGACGAACUCCGCAGCUGGACCAGUGUGAGACCAUGGAGGCGGUACGACCCUCGACGCCUCCAGAAGACCUGCGUGCCACGCUCUACGAGCGGCCCAGCACGUCGCUCGGCCACUUUGACGAUAUCGGCGCUCGGCGGCGCGAUCCGUUUGGCAUAGGAGCCGAGUCCGCCUCGCCAGCCAGGCUAGGCCAUGCGCGGCAGGCGGCGUCGCGAUAUCGAGGCCUAGAUCUCGACAGCAGCAGCUUGACCCCGCGUCGGCAGGGCGCAGGGAUGGGCACGUCGCCUUCGCCAUCGGGGACGACCGCUUUUGACACGGCACCCACUCGCAACGCCAUCAUCGACGAAGAGGAGGACGAUGACGAGGGCGGCCCGCCGAUUGCUCGGUACUAUGCCAAGCUGCGGAGCGGCGCGGCGACUCCGGACGCGAUGCAGACCUUCCGCUUUGGGCAUUCGCAGUCGGAUCGGACGCUGCUGCGGAGCCCGAGCGCCGUUGCCGGUUCGUCGAUCCCGGUCCUCAGCACCAAGAACGGCUCGUCGCAUCCGAUCUGGUCGCAUCGGCAGACGAAUCCGUCGCUCGGGUCGGUGACUGGCAGCGAUGUCGAGCUGGCGGGACACGACGGCACGCCCGUGGCCAACCGCUUCAUCGGCAGUGGCGGUGGCAGCAGCGGCGUAAGCGGCAGCGGCAGCGUCGGCGUAGUCGCUGGCGGAGUCAGUGGCGCGCUGGACCGGCCACGGCCGCCGACGAGCAGCCAGCGGUCGUUCUUUGCCGGUCGGGAGCGUCGCAAGAACUCGGUGGCCGGCCUCGAUGGUUUUGUGGCCGUGGGCAGCAAACACGGCCGGGGCUCGUCGAAGGGCUCGUCGGGCACCGAGCGGAGCCGGGAGACGUCGCACGACGGUGGCGGCGGCGGCGGCGGCGGCGGCGUGAACGAGGCCGCGCAGGGUCAGCCGUCGACCAAUGGGCACAGUACCAGCGGCAGCUUUGGCGGCUCGACGCGGCCGCUCAACAUCACCAAGAAGCCGGCGUCGGCGACCGACGAAGGACGAGGAGGCGGCGGCGGCGUCGGCGGGGGCGGAGGCGUGACCAAGAAGGCUUCGACGAUUUCGUCGUCGUGCUCGACCAACACGGUGUCGACGCAGGCAUCGACGUCGGUCUCGACGCAGGACACGCCGCUGACGCACUCGACGCGCAGCCUGGCUGCCGUCGUCGACUAUGACGGCGACGACGGCCGCGCCAAGGACCAGGACGACGGGUACGAGGAGCGGAUCCGGCGGGAGGCGGCGGCGCUGGGGCGGUCGUUUGACGGGUCGAACGCGCAGGAGGAUGUGCGGUCCGACAUUGAGCGGUACCUCGACGAGGGGCCCAUCAGCAUCCACGAUCGAAGGAGGCUGUUUGAGCAGCAGGCGCGGUAG
Messenger RNA from Pseudozyma flocculosa PF-1, 4752 nucleotides. RefSeq lists its product as uncharacterized. Gene Ontology annotation, molecular function: GTPase activator activity; small GTPase binding. The coding region runs from base 1 to 4752 and encodes 1583 amino acids. The transcript is spliced from 2 exons. NCBI's taxonomy places the organism in Eukaryota, Fungi, Basidiomycota, Ustilaginomycetes, Ustilaginales, Ustilaginaceae. The record is from RefSeq and is a predicted model, not a curated record. Gene Ontology annotation, biological process: small GTPase-mediated signal transduction.